This is a messenger RNA of Lodderomyces oxycetoniae, 948 nucleotides long. Its product is annotated as deoxyhypusine monooxygenase. Bases 1 to 948 code for a protein of 315 amino acids. Gene Ontology annotation, molecular function: deoxyhypusine monooxygenase activity. The record is from RefSeq and is a predicted model, not a curated record. The transcript has a single exon. Gene Ontology annotation, biological process: peptidyl-hypusine biosynthetic process. NCBI's taxonomy places the organism in Eukaryota, Fungi, Ascomycota, Pichiomycetes, Serinales, Debaryomycetaceae.
AUGACAGCUGAUAUAGAAUCAUCCAACUUGGAGCAGCUAAGAGACAUCCUUGUUAACAAAAGUAGGGAUGAAAAGUUGGCUCAUAGGUUUAGAGCAUUGUUCACUUUGAAGUCCAUAGGGUCCGAAGAUACAGAUUUGGACAGAGCUCACAAAGCGAUAGAUUAUAUCGCUGAAACAUUUGCAGACAAUUCAGAAUUGUUGAAGCAUGAGGUUGCGUAUGUCUUGGGACAAACCAAGAAUAUGCACGCGGCUUCUUAUUUGCGAGAUGCUUUGGUUGACGAGAACCAACAAGUAAUGGUGAGACACGAGGCCGCUGAGGCAUUGGGCGCAUUAGGAGACGAGAGUUCUCUUGACUUGUUACAAAAAUAUUACGAUACAGACCCUUCGUUAGAGAUUAGACAAACUUGUGAAUUAGCUAUAGAAAGAAUCAAGUGGGAGAAUUCAACACAAUCUAAAAGCGAAGUAUUAGAGAAAUCGUUAUACCUGUCGAUAGAUCCUGCGCCUCCCUUGGCUAAGGACAACAGCACCUCCAAAAUAGACAAGUUACAAUCCAUACUAAACGAUCAGGAAAAACCCUUGUUUGAAAGAUACAGAGCUAUGUUUAGAUUGAGGGAUAUAGGGACAGACGAAGCAUGUUUGGCCUUGGCAACAGGGUUUGAUGACCCUAGUGCGUUGUUCAAACAUGAGGUGGCAUAUGUAUUUGGACAAUUGUCUAACCCAGUAACGGUACCAGCAUUAGUUAAAGUUUUAAAGGACGAGACAGAACAGGGAAUGGUAAGACACGAAGCCGCCGAGGCGCUUGGAAGUAUUGCUACCGACGAUUGUUUACCUGUUUUGCAAUCAUUCUUGAAUGAUAAAGUAGAUGUCGUUCGGGAUUCAGCGGUUGUCGCUUUGGAUAUGUACGAGUAUGAAAAUUCAAACGAAUUAGAGUAUGUUACAGUAGAAUAA